Messenger RNA from Diachasmimorpha longicaudata, 3212 nucleotides. RefSeq names its product dolichyl-diphosphooligosaccharide--protein glycosyltransferase subunit STT3B (gene Stt3B). The transcript has 5 exons. Gene Ontology annotation, molecular function: dolichyl-diphosphooligosaccharide-protein glycotransferase activity. Bases 236 to 2590 code for a protein of 784 amino acids. Gene Ontology annotation, cellular component: membrane. Gene Ontology annotation, biological process: post-translational protein modification. NCBI's taxonomy places the organism in Eukaryota, Metazoa, Arthropoda, Insecta, Hymenoptera, Braconidae. The record is from RefSeq and is a predicted model, not a curated record.
UAGCCUAGCUGGAGGCGGCUGGAUGGUGUUCGGGUGGUGGUGGUGUAAUUCAGUGCUCAGUCGUGCGUUUUUCAAGAUAAAAAUUACCUACGUGUCCCAUCCACAAGAAUACAUCAUCAUAAAUGAUCAAGUAUUCACGAAUACCCAGCAAAUGAUCGUCAAGAAUCAUCAAAACGUCGAGUAGACCAGUUAUUAUUGUUUGAUUAAGUUCCUUCGGUGAAUUUGUUGUACCAGAAUGCAGGGAAAAACCUCUGCUCAGGGGAGUCAGGGUGCCAAGAAGGUCAUGUUUCCUGAUAAAAAAACACCAGCUAAGCAGAUGAAGUCAUCGACGUUGACAAAUGCCGCUGGAUUGAGUUCAUUAAUUACUUUUACGAUAUUGUUGCUGGCUUGGAUAUCAGGAUUUGCAUCGCGUUUAUUCGCAGUCAUACGGUUUGAGAGUAUCAUCCACGAGUUUGAUCCAUGGUUCAAUUACAGAGCAACUGCCUACAUGGUUCAGCAUGGCUUCUACAAUUUCCUCAACUGGUUCGACGAACGUGCCUGGUAUCCCCUAGGAAGAAUCGUCGGUGGCACAGUGUAUCCAGGUCUCAUGAUAACAUCAGGAUCGAUUCACUACAUUUUACAUUCACUUAACAUUCCAGUCCACAUAAGGGACAUCUGUGUCUUUCUGGCGCCAAUAUUCAGUGGCCUCACAGCGAUAUCAACGUACCUCCUCACCAAGGAAUUGUGGAGUGCUGGAGCUGGACUUUUUGCCGCCUGUUUCAUAGCCAUUGUACCCGGAUACAUCUCACGCUCAGUCGCUGGUAGCUACGACAACGAGGGAAUAGCCAUAUUUGCACUCCAAUUUACGUACUACCUUUGGGUCAAGUCCGUUAAAACUGGCUCCAUAUUCUGGGCUGCUAUGACUGCUCUGUCGUACUUCUACAUGGUAUCCGCCUGGGGAGGAUAUGUCUUCAUCAUAAAUCUCAUUCCAUUCCACGUUUUCAUACUUCUCAUUAUGAAUAGAUACAGCAACAGAUUAUUCGUUAGCUACACAACUUUUUAUAUUCUGGGGUUACUGUUGAGCAUGCAGAUACCCUUCGUUGGGUUUCAGCCGAUUAGAACAUCAGAACAUAUGGCUGCUGGUGGGGUAUUUGGAUUGCUGAUAUUUAUUGCUGCACUGAGAUACCUUCGAACAGUCCUCACAAAAUCCGAGAUGAAGUACUUCGGUGGAAUAGUAGCAGCGACAGCGGUGGGCCUGUUGAUCGCCCUGAUAGCCCUCACUUAUGCCGGAGUGGUAGCCCCAUGGAGCGGUCGUUUCUACAGUCUCUGGGACACUGGUUACGCAAAAAUUCACAUUCCCAUAAUUGCAUCAGUCUCCGAGCAUCAGCCAACCACCUGGUUCAGCUUCUUCUUCGAUCUUCACAUCCUAGUGACAACCUUCCCCGUGGGUCUCUGGUACUGCAUUAAACGAAUAAACGACGAGCGUGUCUUCAUAAUUCUCUACGCACUGAGUGCAGUCUACUUCGCUGGUGUUAUGGUGCGUCUGAUGCUGACACUGACACCAGUUGUUUGCAUGCUCUCUGGUGUUGCCUUCAGCGGUCUCCUUGAGCUCUACCUCAAGGAGGAGGACCGUGAGAAUAGCGAUAGAGAUGGGGGUGAUAGUAGUGAGGAGGGCAGCGAAGCAGAACGCGAGAGGAGUCCAGGAAGGGGACUCUAUGAUAAAGCUGGAAAAUUGAGGCGUAUGAAGCACGAGAGACCGAGGGGUAACGGUGAUGGACUUGGUGCUAAUCUUAGGAAUGGAAUUGUCAUUGGAAUUCUAAUGCUCUUGAUGAUGUUCACUGUUCACUGCACCUGGGUCACCAGCAAUGCUUACUCCAGUCCUUCAAUUGUCCUGGCGUCCUACAGCAACGACGGUAGCAGGAGCAUUCUGGAUGACUUCAGGGAGGCGUAUUACUGGCUCGCUCAGAACACCCCCAGUGACGCCAGGGUCAUGAGCUGGUGGGAUUAUGGAUAUCAAAUAGCUGGAAUGGCUAAUCGAACAACUCUGGUGGACAACAACACCUGGAAUAAUUCUCACAUCGCAUUAGUUGGAAAGGCCAUGAGCUCCACUGAGGACAAAGCAUAUGACAUAAUGACGUCAUUGGAUGUUGAUUAUGUUCUCGUUAUCUUUGGGGGUAUGAUCGGCUACUCGGGUGAUGACAUCAACAAAUUCUUGUGGAUGGUGAGAAUUGCUGAGGGAGAACAUCCACAGGACAUUCGGGAGAGUGACUACUUCACGGAGAGGGGCGAGUUCAGGGUUGAUUCUCAGGGAUCACCAACUUUACUCAAUUCUCUCAUGUAUAAACUGAGUUAUUAUCGGUUUGGACAAGUCGUUAUGGAUUAUAGAUCACCGGCUGGGUUUGAUCGUACUAGGAAUGCUGAGAUAGGAAAUAAAAAUUUCAAACUUACGUACCUGGAAGAGGCCUACACAACUGAACACUGGCUGGUUAGGAUUUAUAGGGUAAAGAAACCUGACGAAUUCAAUCGGCCUAGAAUUCCAAUAUCCGAUCGGACGAUUGCUCGUCCGACAAGCAGUUAUCACAGUAAAAAGUUUUGGGGGGCACGCAACUGAUUGUUUCAGACUGCCAGACGCAAGAAGGGCUUCAUCAAGGGUAAGCCGUCAGUCGUUAAGGGACAGAAGCCACAGAGAAAAUCACCAUAAACAUGUAAAUACAACGUAAUAACGCCUGAUUAUUUCGAGAGAAAAUCAAUGGAAUUAUUCAACGAUUGAAAUUUAAUUGAUAAUAGUCAGUAAUGAAUGAGAGACGUGAAGUGUUUUUUGUAAUACAAAUGGAACCACCGUCCCCUGGUAAACGAAUAAUCGAAGAGGAAGAGAAUGAAUAUGUGAAAAUUUUUGAUGAGAAACUGUUUGAUCAGUGGAUUUGUGUAUUUUUUUUUCUGGAUCCACGUGCUCCACUGUAUUGUACGAGAAUUAAUGAUGGAGUUGAACUAGUUAUGUACCAUUUUGUAAUUUAAAUGACGUUCAUUUCGACACCAUCACUCUAUGAAUAAUUUUCUCAUUGUAUGACAUCUACACAAAAGAAAACACCAUAAUACAUUUAUCAUUGUUUUUUCUUGUUCGAAAUAUUCAAACUUUUGUGUGACAGAUUGAAAAUAACAAAAUGUAACUUGUUCACACACAUUUGUUGUUUAGGAGCAUUGUUAAAAGAUAAAUAUUCACAGUAAAUGGAGAA